AGUUUUCCUAAAAACCCUAAAAAACACAAAUACAGUUUUAGAUUCAUUUCUCCUUUCCGCAACCAAAACAUCGGAGAGAAAGCUACAUCACACGUUUCUCGGUCGUCUCUCUCUCUCUCUAUUGCGAGACCAUCGAAUCCCUAACCCUAAACCUAAACCUAAACCUAGACCACAACAACAACAACAAAUCUCUCAAUCUCUCUCUCUGUAUCCAUGGCGGCCAAUAACGGAUCCGAUCACGGAUCAGACGAGAACACGCGUCUCUACAAUCCAUACCAGAACUUCGAGGUCCCAAUCAAAUCUCAGUACCUUUACAAGCUUCCUACCUCCCCUGAGUUCCUCUUCACGGAGGAGUCGUUGCGGCAGCGUCGAUCUUGGGGUGAGAAUCUCACCUUCUACACCGGAACCGCUUACCUCGGCGGCUCCGUUGCCGGCGCUUCCGUCGGCCUCUUCACCGGAUUCAAGAGCUUCGAAUCCGGCGACACUACUAAGCUCAAAAUCAACAGGAUCCUUAACUCCUCUGGUCAGACCGGUCGAACCUGGGGUAACCGGAUUGGUAUCAUUGGGCUGAUCUACGCAGGUAUCGAGAGUGGCGUCGUGGCUGUGACUGAUAGGGACGAUGUUUGGACCAGUGUGGUGGCUGGUCUUGGAACCGGAGCUGUCUUCAGGGCGGCGCGUGGGGUUAGAUCUGCGGCUGUGGCUGGUGCUCUUGGUGGUUUAGCGGCUGGUGCUGUGGUUGCAGGGAAGCAAGUUGUGAAGCGGUAUGUGCCCAUUUGAAGAAGAAUGUGAGUCUAAUUGGAAGACUCGUCGUUGUUGAAAUUUUUGAUAGGGAGAAGAAUUUGAUAGGUUUCGUAUGUCUUUGGAAUCAUGAAAUUGAAAAACUUGUGUUGGUUUCAAAGGUGUACAAAUCUGUAUGUCAUAAUGCAGUUCACUUUGAAGAAUAACCUGCAAACCUUUUUUAUAUUUAUACUCAUAAAAGUGUCUUGCUUGCUUGAUAGUUUCUGAUGAGUUAGUGUCCUGUGCUAUAUUUCAUGCUAAUGUUUGAUCUAUGUGUUGUAUCAGACUUCUUUCAAGCAUUUCUUAACAUUUUAUGGCUUUUA
This is a messenger RNA of Eutrema salsugineum, 1100 nucleotides long. Its product is annotated as mitochondrial import inner membrane translocase subunit TIM23-2. Lineage: Eukaryota; Viridiplantae; Streptophyta; Magnoliopsida; Brassicales; Brassicaceae. Bases 214 to 777 code for a protein of 187 amino acids. The record is from RefSeq and is a predicted model, not a curated record. The transcript has a single exon. Gene Ontology annotation, molecular function: transmembrane protein transporter activity. Gene Ontology annotation, biological process: protein import into mitochondrial matrix. Gene Ontology annotation, cellular component: TIM23 mitochondrial import inner membrane translocase complex; mitochondrial inner membrane.